This is a messenger RNA of Ambispora leptoticha, 408 nucleotides long. Lineage: Eukaryota; Fungi; Glomeromycota; Glomeromycetes; Archaeosporales; Ambisporaceae. The record is from the annotation of a GenBank genome assembly.
AUGUCAAAAUUAAAUAUUCGUGUUCUUUGUUCGUCGUCGGACUAUAGUUUGGUGAAAUGCUCAAAAUGUCAUGAAAAAUUAAAUACUUAUCAGUUUUGUUCUACCUGUGAUCUCCCUGCAUGGAGUAGCGGAAAUAAAAAAAUUGAUAAAAUUAUCAAAGAAGCUCAACUUGAAAUUUUCCUCGAAUGGGUUGAGUAUGAAGAAUUUAGUGAAAUAGAAUUAAUUGCUGAAGGAGGUUUUGGCAGCGUAUCAAAAGCAAUUUGGAGUCCAGGCUAUGUAAUUAAUUUCGAUGAAAAUCAAAGAAAAUUAGUUCGAGCAGGACCAAGUCUUGUUGCACUAAAGAUGAUAUUUAAUUCAAGUAAUGCAAAUUGUAAUACAAUUCAAGAAGUAAGUAAAUAUUUACUUUGA